CGAUGCAAGUCACACCCGAAUGGGACCGAGUUUUUGCCCGACGGUGCCGCUUUUUUUCGUGCUCGUAACGUUCGCUAAUCGGCGUCGCUCGUCGCGCCAACCGUUUUAACUCCCGACACUUACGGUUAGCAUGCAGCGAGCUAACUUUAGCCGCGGAGAAACCGCUGUGGUUUGAAUUGGUUGUAACGUAAACGUUAGCUAACGUUAACUGUCUCGACGCAGAAGAGAGGUCAAACAUCAGCCGGCCGGUGUCACGCACAGAGCUUUGAGGGAAAUGCCACGAUUUAUUUAAGACGUAAAGGACCACAAUCAUGACGGAUUCCAAAUAUUUCACGACAAACAAAAAAGGGGAGAUCUUUGAACUGAAGGCCGAGCUGAACAAUGAGAAGAAGGAGAAGAGAAAAGAGGCAGUGAAAAAGGUCAUUGCUGCCAUGACGGUUGGCAAGGAUGUCAGUUCUCUGUUUCCAGACGUGGUGAACUGCAUGCAAACCGACAACUUGGAGCUGAAGAAGUUGGUCUACCUCUACUUGAUGAACUACGCCAAGAGCCAGCCUGACAUGGCCAUCAUGGCCGUGAACAGCUUCGUCAAGGACUGUGAGGAUCCCAACCCUCUGAUCCGAGCCCUGGCCGUCCGCACCAUGGGCUGCAUCCGGGUGGACAAGAUCACGGAGUACCUGUGCGAGCCGCUGAGGAAAUGCCUGAAGGACGAGGACCCAUACGUCAGGAAGACGGCAGCGGUUUGUGUGGCGAAACUUCAUGACAUCAACGCCCAGAUGGUGGAGGACCAGGGCUUCCUGGACUCCCUGAGGGAUCUCAUUGCCGACUCAAACCCCAUGGUCGUGGCCAACGCCGUUGCUGCCCUCUCUGAGAUCAGCGAGUCUCACCCCAACAGCAACCUGCUGGACCUCAAUCCCCAGAACAUCAACAAGCUGCUGACGGCCCUCAACGAGUGCACUGAGUGGGGACAGAUCUUCAUUCUGGACUGCUUGUCCAACUAUAACCCCAAGGAUGAGCGCGAAGCCCAAAGCAUCUGUGAGCGCGUCACUCCCCGGCUGUCUCACGCAAACUCAGCAGUGGUCCUGUCAGCUGUCAAGGUGCUGAUGAAGUUCCUGGAGUUGCUGCCCAAGGACUCAGAUUACUACAACACCCUGCUGAAGAAGUUAUCCCCACCACUGGUCACCUUGCUCUCUGGAGAGCCUGAGGUCCAGUACGUGGCUCUGAGGAACAUCAACCUCAUUGUUCAGAAAAGACCUGAGAUCCUGAAGCAAGAGAUCAAAGUGUUCUUUGUCAAGUACAACGACCCUAUCUACGUGAAACUGGAGAAGCUGGACAUCAUGAUCCGCUUGGCCUCCCAGGCCAACAUCGCUCAGGUGCUGGCUGAACUGAAGGAAUACGCCACAGAGGUGGACGUUGACUUUGUGCGUAAGGCUGUGCGAGCCAUCGGACGCUGUGCCAUCAAAGUGGAGCAAUCAGCUGAGCGCUGUGUCAGCACCCUGCUCGACCUCAUCCAGACAAAGGUGAACUACGUGGUUCAGGAGGCCAUCGUGGUCAUCAGAGAUAUCUUUCGCAAGUACCCAAACAAGUAUGAGAGCAUCAUUGCAACGCUGUGUGAGAACCUGGACUCUCUGGAUGAGCCGGACGCUCGAGCCGCCAUGAUCUGGAUUGUUGGCGAGUACGCCGAGAGGAUCGAUAACGCCGAUGAAUUGCUGGAGAGCUUCCUCGAGGGCUUCCACGACGAGAGCACCCAGGUCCAGCUCACUCUGCUGACCGCCAUCGUCAAGCUGUUCCUUAAGAAGCCGUCGGAGACUCAAGAGUUGGUGCAGCAGGUCCUGAGUCUGGCCACGCAGGAUUCCGACAACCCCGACCUGCGUGACAGGGGCUACAUUUAUUGGCGUCUGUUGUCCACCGACCCGGUUACCGCCAAAGAGGUGGUGUUGUCAGAGAAGCCCUUGAUCUCUGAGGAGACCGACCUGAUUGAGCCCACCCUACUGGAUGAGCUCAUCUGCCACAUCGGCUCCCUGGCGUCCGUCUACCACAAACCGCCCAGCGCCUUCGUGGAGGGCAGCCACGGAGUCCACCGGAAACACCUUCCUGUGCAGCACAGCAGCAUUGACACUGGUGAGAGCCCAGUGAGCAGCGGGCCAGCAGCUGCCAUGGACCAGCCACACGUGAUCCCCAGCCAGGGGGACCUGCUGGGUGACUUGCUCAACCUGGACCUGGGCCCUCCGGUCAAUGUGCCCCAGAUCUCCUCCAUGCAGAUGGGGGCGGUAGACCUUCUGGGGGGAGGCCUGGACAGUUUGCUGGGGGGUGACCUGGGCGGAGGUGUUGGGGGAAGUCCAGCAGUGGGACAGAACUUCAUCCCCUCAUCUGUUCCCAGUACUUUUGCUCCGUCCCCUACACCAGCUCCACAAGCUGUCAGCAGUGGGCUCAGCGACUUGUUUGAGCUUUCCACCGGCAUGGCCAUCACCACGGGAGGACACACAGCCCCAAAAUCAGUGUGGCUGCCUGCAGUGAAGGCCAAAGGUCUGGAGAUCUCUGGAACCUUCUCUCGCCGCCAGGGCCACAUGUACAUGGACAUGACCUUCACCAACAAGGCCCUGCAGCACAUGACUGACUUCGCUGUCCAGUUCAACAAGAACAGUUUUGGGAUGAUCCCCACCAGUCCUCUGCCCGUUCACACUCCGCUGAUGCCCAGCCAGACCAUCGAGGUCUCUUUGCCUAUAAACACCAUUGGGCCGGUCAUGAAGAUGGACCCACUCAAUAACCUUCAGGUGGCUGUGAAGAACAACAUCGACGUCUUCUACUUCAGCGUUCUCAUCCCUCUCAACAUAUUCUUUGUUGAGGAUGGGAAAAUGGAGCGACAGGUGUUCCUGGCUACCUGGAAAGACAUCCCCAAUGAGAAUGAGCUCCAGUAUCAGAUAAAGGAGUGCCACCUCAACGCAGACACAGUAUCGGGCAAGCUGCAGGGUAACAACAUCUUCACCAUUGCCAAGAGGAACGUAGAAGGCCAGGACAUGCUCUACCAGUCCCUCAAGCUAACCAACGGCAUCUGGAUUUUGGCUGAGCUUCGCAUUCAGCCCGGCAACCCCAACUAUACGCUGUCUCUCAAGUGUCGGGCCCCAGAGGUUUCUCAGUACGUCUACCAGACGUACGACUCUGUGCUGAAGACCUGAGCCGCUUCAACGCUAAGCAGCUCUGCUUCGUCCUGAUGACAAACUGCAGUCUGUUAUCAUUUUCUGCCAUUUGCAGCUAACUGCCAAGACAACGGAAUCCAAACAGUAAAUAUAUGAUGGAGACUAAAUAAUUUGUGUUUUCUUGUGAUCAACAACGAUCUCAGCUAAACUAAAGCCGGUGUACGUUGUACUCAAGUGGAGCAGUACAGACGCUGUGGAUGUUUCCUUUAUUUUGGCAGUUGAAAGCAUUAUUAAAUCCUCCUCUUAAGUUCCCAUUUCCCAUUUUUACCCCCCAGAGUAAACACGUCUACCAUUCCAUCCUUAACUUAGUGUCGUAAUGUUGUGAAGAUGUGACUGAUGAAACUGUCAUGAGUAGGGGGAAAAAGUUUUCCAUGAAGCUCCCUUUCUUUCUCACAUUCCUUUUGGAUUUGCUUUAUUUUUUAUAUUACCUCCAGAAUAAUCCCAGUGUUGCUUUGUUCCUAUUGGCAUUAACAGGUAAAGUAUAUGGUAGAAACCCACAAUGUGAUACUAACGUCUUUCCCACAGCGAGUUUCCCUCCUGACGCUCACAAUAACGUGCUUACAAAUGAUAUAUACAUCACAUUUAUACUCUGUUUUUCCUUUCAUGACUUUAAGCACGCGUUACCGCUUCUUGUAUUUAACGUGAUUACUUACAAUUUGUGCAGCGUUUAGAUAUAAACUGCUUCUUCCUCCAUAAGUAUGAAACGUCAUAAGAACUUGACAUUCCAACAGAAAAAGGUAUUUUUUCCAAACAUCUUUCCGUUUGCCUCGAGCACUGUUUUAUUCCCUUUUAAACUCAACUGCACAUAAACGUCUUCUGAAGAUUUAGACACCAUUUUUAAUCCAUUGUUUUUGUUUUAUCGUUUAAUAGUUCAAUUUAAAAAGCUAAAGAAAUACAUAAACUUCCAUGGACCUGUUCUGACGUCAUAAAGGACAUUUGUGCUCCAUUAUAAUGUUAUAAUGUUAAAACAAAGACAGUAGCGAGUUUAUGUCGAGGAACACAGUCAGUGGAGCAAGAAGCUUUUGACUGAAAAGAACCCACUGAGCAUCUGAUUUUAAAUUAAACACAAACCAUUAAUGAUCUGUCAACACAUCAGUGACGCUUUCUUUUGUUCAUUUCACAUGUGACUGUUUAUCGGCCCGUUUACUACACGUAGUUCUCCACGGCUUUGUGCACCUACAUCGUCAUUCCUAUUUAUUGUGCAUCUACCUCCGUGUGUUUCCUUUUUAACCGGCUUUAUUGUUGGCGUGGCUUAAAUUCUGCAAUGUGCUUUAAAUGUUUUCACCUUCUUUUUGAGGCCAGUGUUUUAGUUCCCUUCACUCCAUCGUUGACCUGGAGCAGCCAAUCUCCCACGACCAAGCGAUGAUGCAAAACAAACGACCACGCUUAUGUUUGAAUGACCUCGUGUUGAUAUAAUCCUCCGACGUUGGCUUUGUGUGUCUGUGUGUAUGCGUGUGUGUGCGCUAAUAGAACAUUUCCGCUAAGGCCAGGAGUUACAGUGUAGUCAAGUGAUGGUGUAGUUUGUGUAGCGAAUACAUUUCAAUGUUUUGGUAUUACCCUAGAAAGGAAAGUAAGCCUGGCCUACAUGUAUUCCGCUGAAAAGAUGUUUUUGUGUUGGUGACACUAUUUUCCUAGAUGUUUUCAAAUGUGCCUGCAUGAGAGCCCAUUGUCGAUUUUAUUCUUUUUCACUUAGGCUGUGGCUUUGCUCCAAAUCUCCCCCAAUCCCCCAACUUCAUGUUUUAGAUGUCACGUUUUCAAGCAGCGCUGUCGCUAGCACUCCCACACAUGGAAGUAUAUAUCCAAAUCAUUUGCCAGCAACACAAAAUGUAUGGCGAGAGCCGUCAUAACGUCAUGGCUGUAAUCCUGUUGUAAAUUAUUUGUCAGUCACAGUACCACCUCUUAUGUCAUUAAAAUGCCAAACUCA
This is a messenger RNA of Gasterosteus aculeatus aculeatus (three-spined stickleback), 5118 nucleotides long. RefSeq names its product adaptor related protein complex 2 subunit beta 1 (gene ap2b1). Gene Ontology annotation, molecular function: clathrin binding. The record is from RefSeq and is a predicted model, not a curated record. Gene Ontology annotation, biological process: vesicle-mediated transport; intracellular protein transport. Gene Ontology annotation, cellular component: membrane coat; clathrin adaptor complex. Lineage: Eukaryota; Metazoa; Chordata; Actinopteri; Perciformes; Gasterosteidae.